Molecule: messenger RNA, 1020 nt
Organism: Penaeus indicus
Lineage: Eukaryota; Metazoa; Arthropoda; Malacostraca; Decapoda; Penaeidae
Product: serine/threonine-protein kinase pkn2-like
Exons: 2
Coding region: 1-1020 (339 amino acids)
Biological process (GO): protein phosphorylation; intracellular signal transduction
Cellular component (GO): cytoplasm; nucleus
Molecular function (GO): protein serine/threonine kinase activity; ATP binding
Source: RefSeq, a predicted model, not a curated record
AUGGCUUUCGAUGCAGAUUUCCUCGAUCUCAUGGCAUCCGCAGGGAUCCAGACAGUCGACGCAGACGUGCGCACAGAAGAAAAGGAAUUCGACGAGGAUUUCCUCCAAAUCGUCGACUCCUUGGGCAUCCAGAGAGAAGCAAGCCUGAGCAGUCAGGAGCAGGUCGCUCGAUGCUCUCCGAAGGAAGUGCGUCCCAGCAAGCGUGCCCGGGAACACGAAAUCCCGAGGAGGCUGCUCGAGACGGAAGUCAACGUGUUCGUACGCUUCUGCACGGACUUCCACGUGGCACUUCUGUCUAGUGAGCAACUCCGCAGCUGCAUGGGCAUGGCGCCCAGGCAGCUGGGUAAGGGCGGCUACGGCACCACUUUCCUGAACCUUGAGAAGGAGCUGGUGGUGAAACAGGCCCAGAACCUGGAGACGUUCCGGACCUUCAUCGUGGAAGCGAAGGUCAUGACGCUGCUCGCCCAAUACGACGGCUUCCAGCGCCUCGUGGGCGUGUGUCCGGAGAGGAUGUGCCUGGUCACCAGGUACGCCGGCCAGACCCUCGACGCCCAGCUGAUCGGCCGCCUGCACGCGGAGCAAAGGAUCUCCGUUGCGAGGCAGGUGUGCAACAUGGUGCAAAUGAUGCACAAGCACGGGCUCGCCCACAACGACAUCAAGCCAGCUAACGUGUGCGUGCGCAUGGGCGCGGAGGGAGCCCGGGUGACCGUGAUCGACUUCGGUGUGACCAUGGCGGCCGGGAGGCUGCCGAGGCUGGGGAUCCAGUGGAACGAGCGCCUGUGCUACGCCCCCGAGAUCUGCGGGAGCGAGAGUGCGGGCCCGUGCGGUAGCCUCUCCGACGCGUACGCCGUGGGCAAGCUGCUGCUGGUCGUAUUCAGCGGGAAGCAGCAGAUGCCGCAGCUGGUGAGGCGCUGGUUCUUCAAGAGCCAGGAGCUGAUCCCUGCAGAGCGCCAGGGCCUGGGCUCGCUGCUGGAGGCCCUCGAGCAGGAGAGGAUCCGCCUGCUCCGCCGCUGCUACUGA